UUGAGACAGUAAAGUGACAGGAAGAUAUGUGUAUGGCAAAACAGAUAGUAUGUGUGAAUGGUGCAGAAGCAGUUUUGAAGUAAAUAAUGGCGUGGUUUUCCAAAUCCUUCGGCAACUAGUGACUGUCAAACUGUUCGAUUUAUGUCUUUUAAGACCCUGUUUGUAUGUAUGUGUUGGGGAGUAGUUUAUUUGACAGUGACACUCGAGGGGCAAGGAAACUAUUCACUUAUUCAAAAGCUUGCCGUCGUGUAAACGUGCUGCAAAGUUAGUCGUGAAAGUUGAACUUCCUACUCCUCCUGGCACGUGGUAACCAGUCUGCUGCCACACGUGCCAAGUUAUCGGUGCCGUUAUCUGGGCGCGUCCCAUCUUAACGCCUUGCAAAUGAACCGGGGCGGGGGGCGUGGCGCCGAAGUUUACGGCAGUUCGGAGAAUUUAAGAAAGAAAACCAGACAUCCGGUAGAGCGGAUCAUGAACCGUUGGCAUGGCAACACAGGCAUAUGUUACAGAACUACAGGCAGCCCAGCAGCAACCUCAGCAGCAACCGCAGUCACAGCAGCAGGUGGCUACCCAACAGUAUGUGGCGGAACUGCAGCCUGCCCAACAGCCGCAACCACCAUCUCAGAAACAGUAUGUGUCCGAGAUCCAGGUAUCGCAGCCCCAGCAGGCUGGCCAGACAGCAGCAGUGCCAGCAGCUCAGCAGUACAUAGUGGUGUCCGUAACAGAAAAUGCCUUGAGACCUAAUGAGAGAGGCCCUGACUCUAGCCCUGGCCCCACAGUGGGGCAGUCCGGUGUUCCAACGCAGGUGGUGCAGCAGGUGCAAGCAUCACAGCAGAGAUUGCUUGUGCAAGGGAACGUACAGGCCAAAGGAGCUACAGUGUCGCCCCUUCAGCUGGCCAGUGUCCAGCACGUCCAGGUAGCACCACAGCGCCUUGUGGUACAGAGCACUUCACAGGCCGUUAAAGGAGGACAAGUCCCAGCUUUGACAGUGCACAGUAUUCAACAGGUUCAUUCUCCACCAGAGCGGUCGCCCAUUCAGAGUACCACUUCCACCAAUAAAGCGGGGCAAGUUCAGCAAAUACAAAUUCAUGGAGUUCAGCAAGUUCCUGUUUCUCAAGAGCGAUCAGUUGUUCAGGCAACUCCUCAGACUGCAAAAUCGGGCCAAGUUCAGCAGCUAACUGUUACCGGACUUCAGCAGGUUCAUGUUACUCAGGAGGUUCAGCAGUUACAGCAGGUACCAGUACAGCAUGUGUACCAGAACCAGGUGCAGUACGUGGAAGGGGGUGACACCAGCUACACAACAAGCACUGUACGCUCCAGUUCCUACCCAUAUACGGACAGCCCGUUAUAUACCCAAAACACUGGAACUACAUACUAUGAAGCACAGGGAACAGCAACACAAGUCAGCACUCCAGUGACAACACAGAAUGUGGCCAACAAUGGGUCAGUGCCCAUGUAUGUUACAGGUGGUCAGAUCGUAUCCAGUCCAACUGCAACAAGUACUGGCAGUGGUAGCAGCAGUGGUGGAGGAACCUACGUAAUACAAGGAGGUUACAUGUUAGGAAGUGCAACGCAGUCCUACUCACAUACCACACGGGCCUCUCCUGCAACUGUACAGUGGCUGCUGGAUAACUAUGAGACUGCUGAGGGGGUAAGCUUGCCUCGCAGUACCCUCUACUGUCAUUACCUGCUGCACUGUCAGGAACAGAAGCUGGAGCCUGUUAAUGCUGCUUCUUUUGGCAAGUUGAUUCGAUCAGUCUUUAUGGGUCUUCGCACUCGCCGUCUUGGAACAAGGGGGAACUCCAAGUACCAUUACUAUGGUCUGCGUAUCAAAGCUAACUCACCAUUACUUCGUCUCAUGGAAGAUCAGCAACAUUUAGCUAUGAGGCAACAGCCUUUCUCUCAAAAGCAGAGGCUGAAGCCAGUUCAGAAAGUGGAAGGGAUGACUAAUGGGACGUCUGUGACUAGCCAGCAGCAGGCAUCAGGGUUGUCGGAUAUCAGUGCCCAAGUGCAGCAGUACCAACAGUUCCUUGAUGCAUCCCGAGCUCUUCCAGAGUUUGCUGAUAUAGACCUGCAAGGCAAAAGCCUGCCAGAUGGGGUCAGUGCUGAGUACCUGCGAGCAUUUCAGCUGCUGUACCGGGAACACUGUGAGGCAAUUGUUGAUGUGAUGGUAAAUUUGCAGUUCACAUUGGUGGAAACGCUGUGGAAGACAUUUUGGAGAUUCAACAUGAAUCAGCCAAGUGAAACAAACCCUUUGGCAGUGCAUGAUGAAGCAGAGAAACGGCUACCCAAGGCCUGUCUAGUGGUUUUGUCAAAGUAUGAUCCUGUGUUAAAAUGGACAAAAGACUGUGAUAAUAUGCUGUAUCAGGGCCUGGUAGAAAUUCUCAUACCUGACGUGCUUCGACCGAUUCCCAGUGCAUUGACUCAAGCAAUCCGGAACUUUGCAAAAAGCUUAGAGAGCUGGCUAACCAAUGCCAUGAUGAACAUCCCUGAAGAGAUGGUUCGUGUAAAGGUAGCAUCAGCGAGUGCCUUUGCUCAGACCUUGAGACGCUAUACUUCACUCAAUCAUUUAGCUCAAGCAGCUCGCGCUGUAUUACAGAACACCACGCAGAUCAGCCAGAUGCUAAGUGACCUUAAUCGGGUGGAUUUUGCUAAUGUUCAGGAACAGGCAUCGUGGGUAUGUCGAUGUGAUGAUGGUGUGGUACAGCGAUUAGAACAAGAUUUUAAGAUGACCUUGCAGCAACAGAACUCCCUUGAGCAGUGGGCAGCCUGGCUGGAUGGAGUUGUCACCCAGGUCCUGAAGCCGUAUCACAGCAGUCUUAGCUUUCCCAAAGCUGCUAAACUUUUCCUGCUGAAGUGGUCAUUCUAUAGUUCCAUGGUGAUACGGGAUCUGACUCUCAGAAGUGCUGCAAGUUUUGGCUCUUUUCACCUGAUCCGAUUACUGUAUGAUGAAUACAUGUAUUACCUUAUAGAACACCGAGUGGCGCAGGCAAAAGGCGAGACUCCAAUUGCAGUGAUGGGUGAGUUUGCCAACAUGGGACGCUCCAUGAACCCUCUGGAUCCAGACAAAGAUGAAGAGGAGGAAGAGGAAGAAGAAAGUGAUGACGACUGUCAGGAAAUUUCUCUUCAUUCCAAUGAAUCAACCUCCUUGAUGUCUGACAGUAUUGAACCCCUGGCCAAGCUUCCAAGGACUGAUACUCGAGCGAUUUUUGUUCAAGCUCCACCUUCUACCUAAAUGUUACAACUACUUGAUGCCUGUGACUGCUAGCAGUAGGGACAAUUUGUACAAACCAAGCUUUAGAGCCCCAGGGGAAAGAAGGGGUCUGUUUACUUGAAGCUCAAGGUUUAUACAGGACUUCCCCAUGAAAUAGAUUUUUACAGACCUUCUUCUACUGAAAGGAACAUAGGGCUUACAGAUUCCUCUGGUAGGCCUGUUGCCACCAGCUGUUUUUGUGUGUGAAGGAAUAAUACAGCUUUUUGAAGAGUGUGAGUUUAAGUAGAGUUGGGGAUGAACUGAGGAUGACCACACCUUUGUGUAUGUGUGACAGAUGUGGAAUGGUCAUUGUGUUGUAGGCUAUCAAAAAGUGCCUAGUGUACUGCAGAGUGGAGAAGCUUAGAAUCAUCAGGCCUUGGCUCCGUUUUAUGUUAUGUGGUUUUCUUUCCUGUUUCAGAAUUCAGCCACCGCAAAUAGUUUCUGUAUGUGAGCAGUACACAUAUGAAAAUAAUGACCGUCUCUUCAGCUCCCUUUAAAAACACACAAGGCAUAUUUAAUCUCUAUUCCACUGCUUUAAGAAUACAAUGAAACAAGGCCCAGUGUGUACAGAUAUGGAUUAGGGACUGCACUGCAGUGAGACUCUCAGGAAGGAAUUAAUAUGAAAAGUAUAUUGGCAGAGGGAAGACUGUAAUAAACUUAGUGCUGGGCUUAUCAGCAGAAGAAAGUUUGAUGUACUGAUGGACAUACAGACUGGAAAGGGAAUAGCUUGGUAAUUUGUCCUUGCUUUUUAUCGAUGAUGUUUUUUGAAACAAGGAAGACUAAGAAACAACAAAAACAUUAAUCAGGUGUGAACCUGAUUAAAAUAGGAGAGGUGCUCAAAGCUCUUGUUAAUUGACAAUUGACACAUCGUCUAUAUAUGAAUUUCAUUAAUGGGAGUGAGCAUCAUCACGUGACUCAUGAGUAUUUGUGCGUAUAUAGAGUUUUGCUCAUGAGCAGGUGCUCAUUGUGAAGCGACAGCAUUCAGGAAGCAGGUACAGGAAGUGUCAUAAUGCGUGAUGCUGGAUACUGCCGUGAGCCUCACUAGUAGCUGCUUUUUAUCAGAUGCAGCAGGAGAACUUUACCUGAGUUAGGUUUAGUCCAGGCACGGUGUCCAUCAGUAUGUGGCAGUGGGUGCCCUUUUAAAACGUGGUUCAAGUUCAUUUCAUAGUUAUUCUCUACAGGUCAAAAUGUUUAUAUUGAGAGUUUUGUAGCCUGGCAUCUUGCACAUUGCAUUAUUAGUUGACAUAGCAUCUACUUCACAGGCAUUCUUUUCAGGCACACCUUGAUUGUACUUGGGGAGUUUUGUUUGUGGGUGUCUUCUCCAAAUUUGAUGGUAAUUGUAGGUCAAAGUUUAGAUGGGAAGGCACUAUAUGCUGAUGCUGUUUCUGCCUUUUCGAAUCAUUUGUUGCUGUGUGCAAUACAAACCUACAAGGGUGAAUCCUAGCAGCACAUAUUUUAUGCCACACACACUGGUGCUUGUGCUGUUCUUAAUGUAAGUGAUGCAUUCAAGUGGUAUCAGACAUUAAGUACAGUCAGAAGAAAAGCUGCUGUGUGCUGAAAGACAUGUCCCAUUUGGAUGACUUCUCCUAUACUGGGCACACUUCCAGGCUACACUUCAAAGUCUUUCUUCACAGAUUACUUGCUGUAUGAAAACUGUCCGUAAGCUGUCUGUUGAAGUGAAAGAAAAAAAAAGCUUGGCCUGCCAGGGUAAACAGAUGCUGUAUUGCAUCUUCUUAUAAUGUAACUGGUGCACUAUUUUUAAGGAUUUCUUGCUCUGUGCAAAAGCGGGCAUUUAUUUAGUAAGCAGAAAGAAAAGGUAACGUGCCUUAAUGACAGGACAGGUACAUCAGCAUUUUGCCAAAACCAUUAUAUGCCUUUAUCAUAUUAUUUUCUUACAAAAAACUGCAGCUGUAAAACGUUCAGGUACAGAUGGUACAUCAUCAGUUUUGUUUCAUAAGAAAUCAUUUUUAACUCUUGCAUUGGUCUGUUUUUUUAAAUCCAAGGAAUAAAUGUCAUCUCCCAGAAGGAGCCUAUAGUAGCACCUAAAGAAAAUCAGCCAGUCUUUGUUGAAGAACAGUAUGAUUUAUGUUUAACUGCACAUUCUUAGGAACCUGUUAGACUUUAAAUGUUAUUUUUCAAGAAUUUAAUCAGUUGCCACACAUUUUUAAGGAGAAAAUCCUGAUUUUGCACAGAGCGGAUUCAGAAAUUCAAAUUACAUUAUAUAAGCUGUUUGGUUAAAGCUUACCGAUUAAAGUCUGGACAAGCUUAAUUUCACAAGUUCAUGAAUUUGAAACAUCAGUACACAUGGCACUUACUGUACUGAGAAGCUAUAUAUUUGAGUGGUGCUCUUUAAAUGUAGUUUAGCACUGGAGAUGAGAACUCCCUCAGAAUCUGUAAUUAAAUUAUUUUUUAACUGUGCGUUUUCUUUUCCUGAAGUGCAAUUAACACAGUUGUUUUUCGCUGUGCAAGGGCUCCCCGAGGGGUAUGUUAAGGUUCAUGAUCAUAUCCUCCUUCCUUUAAUGAACUCCUUUAGGCACAGGUUUUUAGUGAUAACAAGAAAUGUCAAACAUUGCACUUCUUUACCCAAGAGUCCUACAUCUGCACCUUAAUAUCAGAUUUCUUCUCAUAGUGUUACACACAGAUGUGUUUGUCUGAGCUGCUGGAAAAAGUGUAAUUGUACAAGUAGCAUAGCCCCCUGCCUUUCCACAUCUGGAUUUACUGUUGUACAUUAAUUUUAUUUUGAGUGUUGUUUGCUGGGAGUGACUUGUACUUACAUCGUUGCAAUGUAAUUAUAGCCUUUUCUGUUUUCCUGUUUCAGUCUCAGAAGUAGCUAAAGUUCAUUUUCUCAGAUACAAUCCCAGCUGUAGUGCUAGGUCGGGGCGGGGGGGGCUUGCAAAAUAAGGCAGCUAAGCCAUGACAUAGGUUUGUCUUUUGAGCUUCAUGUGAAGCAACAGAAGGAAACAAAAGGACUUCACUUAUGUGUGCCAAUCCAUGUAACUGCAGUAAUCAUAGCUGUAGUCUCUCCUGGUGGCUAAAGCAGGCUGACACUCCCGUUACAACCAGCUUUCUCUAGAGCAUAGAGUGCUGAUACUAAAGUCCAGCAGGUCAGAACCCCACUACUGAUUCUAAACAGUCUUUUACAAAAUAAAAUAGCCUUUAACAAUGCCAUUUAUGUCCUCUCGCUGCUGUUUCUUUUUGCCAAAUAUGCCACCUAGAAAAGGGCUGUGUUGAGUGAAGAAUGCAGAAUAUGAUACCUGUGUACAGAACUCAAAAGUUUUUAAAUCUACUGAUCUGCCAUGGAAACAUCUUAAUUUGUUUGAGUUGUAGCUGAUCCUCUUCAUGUUUGAAGUGGUUGACAACAUUUUUUUAACGGUGAUCCAGAAUGCAUUACUUUUGGAAAUCCAAAUGAAACUUGUUUUAUUUUUUUUUCCUCAAGCCACUGUGAAAUUUUAACUUUAACUUUGCCAAAUACAUUGUAAGUAAAAAAAAAGUAUAAUUAUAUUGUUUGUUUGCUUAGCUAAAGCAUAUUCACUUUGGUCAUUUUUGUGCAGAUAAUAAAUGUAAGGUAUUUUGUUUUUAUGUAAAUAUGUACUAGUGAAACAUAUUUAAAAAAAAAUUUUAUAUCUUAA
Molecule: messenger RNA, 6879 nt
Organism: Protopterus annectens (West African lungfish)
Lineage: Eukaryota; Metazoa; Chordata; Ceratodontiformes; Protopteridae
Gene: RFX1
Product: regulatory factor X1
Exons: 21
Coding region: 482-3232 (916 amino acids)
Biological process (GO): regulation of transcription by RNA polymerase II
Cellular component (GO): nucleus
Molecular function (GO): RNA polymerase II cis-regulatory region sequence-specific DNA binding; DNA-binding transcription factor activity, RNA polymerase II-specific
Source: RefSeq, a predicted model, not a curated record